GAAAAUAGUAGAGGGUAUAGCUAGCUAGGCGUAGACCUAGAAUAUUUAACGUUAAUUUGCAGCAGACUAGCAAGUAAAUGGAGUCCAAAAAGUCUAAUAAGAUCAGUGAGAUCGUCAGGCUUCAACAGAUUGUCAAGAAGUGGAAAAAGCUGGCCAAUGCAUCAAAGAAAACGACCAACACCGGCAGCGGCGGCGGAAAGAGUAUGAAAUUCUUUAAAAGAACACUAUCUUUUAAUGAUGUUUCAGCAGCGACAACAGGGUAUGGUAGUGAGAUCGUUCCCAAAGGGUUCCUGGCUGUUUGCGUAGGCAAAGAGCUGAAGCGAUAUAUCAUUCCUAUGGAGUAUUUGGGGCAUGAAGCCUUUGGGAUUCUCCUAAGAAAAACUGAAGAGGAGUUUGGGUUCCAACAGGAAGGAGUUUUGAAGAUCCCUUGUGAUGUUUCCAUGUUUGACAACAUCUUAAACUUGCUUCAACACAAAAAAGAUGAUGAUGAUGCACUCUUCUUCCGUCUUGAUAAUUCUUACUUAACACCAUCUCAUCAGCCUCAAAUGUGUAGAUGAUCAACUCUUCUUUUUCUCUCUCCCUUCCGAUUUGCAUUAGAAAUAUAAAAAUGGAUUACAUAUGUUUAUAUUUGGUUGAAAAUCACUUGUUAUCACUACAUGUAUCAACCAAAUUAAACUCGGAAUUACCAAUCUUUGUAUCACUUUAUUACCCAUUUAG
Molecule: messenger RNA, 717 nt
Organism: Gossypium raimondii (Peruvian cotton)
Lineage: Eukaryota; Viridiplantae; Streptophyta; Magnoliopsida; Malvales; Malvaceae
Product: auxin-responsive protein SAUR24
Exons: 1
Coding region: 78-557 (159 amino acids)
Biological process (GO): response to auxin
Source: RefSeq, a predicted model, not a curated record